This is a messenger RNA of Botrytis porri, 1944 nucleotides long. RefSeq lists its product as uncharacterized. The transcript has 6 exons. Lineage: Eukaryota; Fungi; Ascomycota; Leotiomycetes; Helotiales; Sclerotiniaceae. Gene Ontology annotation, biological process: regulation of DNA-templated transcription; DNA-templated transcription. The coding region runs from base 1 to 1944 and encodes 647 amino acids. Gene Ontology annotation, molecular function: zinc ion binding; DNA binding; DNA-binding transcription factor activity, RNA polymerase II-specific. The record is from RefSeq and is a predicted model, not a curated record.
AUGAAGAAAUGCCAGAGGCCAACAUGUGCUUUAUGUGCAAAGGGAGGGAAGCUGUGCUACUAUCCCCCAGAGAUCUCGCGAAAACGUAAAAAUUGUGAUGAUAGCUAUGUCCGUAACCUUGAAGACAGAGUGAAAGCUUUGGAGGCUCAAUUUGCAAUUUAUCAAAGUUCGGAGCCUCAAUCUGAAGAAUAUAUGGGCCAUGAGGUUUUGCCUAUAUCUAGUCCCGUUACCACCAGUUCGCUUACUUAUGAAUCUGAGGCCAUGACUCCAGAAAACAUUGAUGGGCCCAAUGAUCCAUGCUCGCAGACUGCAAUGAAAGAGCUUGCUUCAUUGAUGUUAACCAUGGAUAUCGAGGAGAAAGGUGAACCGUCAUUUACCAUCCCAAGGAACAAGUCAGCCUCUGGACAGAAUUCAAUUCCAACUGAGAACUUGAAUCCUGAUAUGAACAGUGGCAAAAUCGGAUUCUACACAGAAACGCGAACACAUCUCGUUGAGUGUUUCAUGGCUGCAUUCAAUAUUUAUCAUCAAUUUAUAGAACAAGCAGAGUUGCAGACCAUUCUUUUAGAGACCACGUUCUCAACAGAGCCGGAUUUUGACUUCCGUAAUCAUGCUUUACUUUCCGUGGGUGCCUUUCUUUCUCCAAAGCCAGAUGCAAAGGAGUUAAGUAGUCAUCAUGCCACAUCUGCUGAGAAUAUCCUAUUGAGAUGUAUACGGGAUCAUCCGAGUGACUUGGUUGUUCAAGGACUUGCAUUAUUAUCGUGGCGAGAGUUGAUGCUGGAGAAUAAUAGCAUGGCCUACACUUAUAUAGGCUUGAUAUUGCAUCUUGGGCUUCAUGUGAGCAGCCUCGGAUCAGGGAAGUUGCCAGACUUGACUUUGACUCGCAAUUCCGCGGCCGAUGACUACGUUCGUAAACGCCGAAUAAGGUCUUUUUGGGCUUAUUUCUCGGUGGAUCGCAUGGUAACCUCAAGUCUUGGGAUGAAUUGCACCAUACACUGGCAACGUAUUCGCAUAUCCUCAUUUUUCAGUGUUUUGGGUCAUAACCCAUUACCUGAUGAAUUAGCUCAUGAUAAGUUCUGCCAGCUAUGGCAUAUUUGGGACUCUUUCAUGGAUCAAAGGUAUGCGUUUGAAUGGGAUGGUUUGAAAGCUAAGCAACGGCAAAAUCUGUUGAAGUGCGCACAUCAAGCACUCACAGAUUUUUAUGCCAGUACCGACGAUAAGCUAGCUCUGAGUAAGACUUUCAUGCCGCAAACUUUCCUUCUUUUCCAGUUAGCAUAUCAUACUGCAAUAUUGCUCAUUCAUCGACCAUUUUUGAAUGAGCCCAAGGGCUCGGAAACUUUGAGCUUUGCCCUGAGAUCAGCGACAAAUGCUGCUGCCUCGAUAGCUCGAAUUGUUCGAGCCUAUCGAAAAUUUCGUGGUUUCGCUGAUGCCAAUCCUCAAGUUAUAGAUUACAUCCUUAGUGCUGCCGUAAUUCAUUUACUGAAUGCAACAUCUGGUCGCAACUCUCUAGGGAGGCAAUCUGCCAAUAGCCUGCAAAGUUGUUUGGAUGCUCUAGUCGAGAUGCAGAGUACGUGGCUGCCACAAGCAAGCAGGGCGAUACGAGAAAUUCAAGAGCUCGCAGCCAAAUGGAAAGUAGUGUGGGCAUUGCCAAUACGAUUGAGCCAGCGCCUACCAGAAAGGGAGAUUCAUCAAGGCCGCAAUCGAAUCAUGGUACCGAUGCAAGAAUUUCCAAACGUCUUUACUAGUGGCGCUCAAAUACCUCAUGGAUUUGAUGUGGGUGAAGUUGCGAAUAGGUACACACAUACUGGUUUCGGUAAUGACUGUGGAGCUCUGUGGGAUCCAAGCUUGUUUGAAAAUGCUUUGGAGCAUGUCAAUCUGCCUGAACAUAUUGCGUAUCAAUCAAGUCUCGAGUGGCUUUUCGACGAAAGCAAUCCCGGUCUACAAUAG